Messenger RNA from Polypterus senegalus (gray bichir), 3441 nucleotides. RefSeq names its product gastrula zinc finger protein XlCGF57.1-like. The coding region runs from base 60 to 1832 and encodes 590 amino acids. The record is from RefSeq and is a predicted model, not a curated record. The transcript has 2 exons. Lineage: Eukaryota; Metazoa; Chordata; Cladistia; Polypteriformes; Polypteridae.
AGUGAAUCUGAGAAGAGAAGGGCAGACAUUUAAAGAUAGAGAAGAGUUUCCCACAGAGCAUGGCCUCUGCCAAUGAAGAUGGCGUGGAUGAAAGAACGGUGGGCAUUAAAGAAGAGGACUGUGAGCGGCUCACACCAGAGGAUGUGUGUGUGAAGCUGGAGGAUCACGAAGAAAGAAUUUCAGAUUUCAAAGAGGUGGAGAAGUGCAAGGGGGUGACUGCUGCCAUUAAAGCUGAGGAUUUGAAUGAUUUCUCCGUUGGUCUUGAACUUCAAAAGCAUGAAACUGAGGAUAUUUUCAAGCAAGAGGCCUGUGAAGAAUCUCCAUCCAGUUUAAAGCUCUGGUCCACUAAUACGGGACGACUGGCUACACAGGAGAAUUCUGCAGAGCUGAAAUCAGAGUUAUCAGAGUCUGAAGAGAAAAUCACCGAGAGAAAUGGGAGAGAAGGAGAAGAGUCAUCUGGGAGUGUUGGAAUGAAUUUACAGAAGAUGGGCAGUUUCUCUUCACCUUUAUUUGUUCAGCCCUCUCCUCAAUACACAGAGAAAGGUAUGAAUAAAUCGGUAAAAGGAUCAGAGAACCUGACAGUAGCCUUUUUGCAGUGCAGUUCUCUCCCUGCUACUGGAGUAACACAGACAGAAGACAUCAAAACUGAUCGACAGCAAGUGGAGAAAGAAGUCCAAAUUCCUACAGGAAAAAAAUGUUUGGAAUGUGGCAAACAAUUCACACACAGAAGUAGUCUUUAUCAGCAUAUGAAGAUUCACACAAGAGAAAGAACAUAUUGUUGUCAGGUAUGUGGUAAGUCCUUUUCAAGGAGAAGCCAUCUUCAGAGUCACAGAAGAACCCAUACAGGAGAAAAACCUUAUUGUUGUCCUGAAUGUGGUAAAUCAUUCUCAACAAGUAGCCAUCGUCAGAGGCACAGGAAAAUCCACACAGGAGUAAAACCUCAUUGCUGUCCAGAAUGUGGUAAGUUGUUCUCAAGGAGAGGCCAUCUUCAGGACCACAGCAAAAUCCACACAGGAGAAAAACCUUAUUGCUGUCUAGAAUGUGGCAAACAAUAUUCUGACAAACGCAGUUUUCAAAGGCACACACAAAUUAACACUGGAGGUAAUCCAUAUUGCUGUACUCGAUGUGAAAAAAGGUUUUUCAACUUUAACUGUUUUCGAGUCCACACCCAAACUCACCCUGAACAGAAAAUGCAGUAUGUAUGUUCUACAUGUGGCAAAUGUUAUGCAAGAAAAGAUAGUCUUCAGAGUCAUGUCAAAAUUCAUACUGGAGAAAAAUCUUUUUGCUGUUCUAAUUGUGGGAAACGAUUCUUAGAUUUAUGCUUACUCCAGUGCCACAUCAGAUGUCGCAUUGGAGAGAAACCUCACAGUUGCUUGGAGUGUGGCAAACAAUUCUCACGUCUCAGUUCUCUUUAUUGUCAUAGGAGAACUCAUACUGGAGAGAAGCCUUACAGUUGUACUGAAUAUGGAAUGCAAUUCUCAUAUAACAGUUCUCUUCACAAACAUAAAAUAAUUCAUUCUGGUAAGAAACAAAGCUGUUCUGAUGGUGGCAAGGUUUUCUCCGACAGCACGACUCUUAAGGUCAACAUAAGAAUUCACUCCGGAGAGAAACCCUAUUGCUGUCCAGAAUGUGGCAAACAAUUCUCACGUCAGAGCGCACUUGGAUGCCACAGAAGGAUCCACACUGGAGAGAAGCAGUACACCUGUUCUGAAUGUGGUAAAGGGUACUCUUCCAGAAAAGGUUUUCUGAGACACACACAAAGUCAUACUGGAGUAAAGCCUGUCCCAGAAAUGACAAAUGAUCUUUCCAUUGGCUCCUCCACCAAAAAAUAAUAAAGACAAAUCUUCUAAGUGAGUAAAGGACUCCAGUUUAAAGUAGUUAAUAAGUACAUAAGAAUAGUGGAGAAAACACUGAAAGAGGCAAACAGAUUGUAGAUAUAAGGUAACCUCAGUGCUACAUAUGAAUUCACAUUGGAAUGAACACACUGGAAUACAACACACAUUUCACAAACAGCAAAAAUCUUCAACAAAUUUUAUGUGAAAGAAAAUACCUCAUUGUUGUCUUAAAUGUGCUUAAUGCUUUUCAGAUAGCAGUGGCCUUCAUUUUCAUAAAUGACUGGCCUACUUGUGGUAAGCCUCUUGGCUAUUCUGAAUGUUGAAAGUGGUCCUCCUGUAUCAGCCGUCCUCAACAACACGUAAGAUUUCAAGAAGGACUCAGAAACUGUACUGCCAGGACGUCAGCCAUACAGGGACUGAUCAUCUCUGCACCAGUGCUGUGGUAUAAGAUAGUGAACAAUACAAACACCAGACAACAGAAUGAGGUAGCGGCAGUACUGUGCGGUGAUAACAACUUCAACCACAGGUCACAGCUGAAAAAGUUCAAUGUAAUAAUGAAAAGAUGAAGACGUCAGAUCAAAUCCACUGAUUUUAUUGUCUGACAUAUAAGAGAAAAAGGGAAGACAAAGCAGACAACACACAGGGAUCUCUGCUGACCCAGCUGUUAAUUUGAUAAAUUAACCGAAAAAUAUAAUGGAUGUCACUUUGCUAUAUGUCCGUAUAUCCUGGGGUGGUGUGUGAAGUACAGCUUGACUCUUACAAGGACUUAUCUAAAAAGGAUACAUUGGCUAUAAAAUGCAAGAAUGCAGAAAAAUAUUAAAAGUGAAAACCACAAAAUAAAGAGAUGACGUCAAUGAAAUACUCUUGGCGGCAGAGGUGACGUGGACAAAAUCAGAAAGGACAGCACAAAAAAGGCAGGUACCAACAGUAAACAAAAGAAGAAAGCUGAUUGGUGGAAAGAACUGUCAGUCACUCCUGAGUGGACUGUUGAGGAUAGCCGUGACAUGCAGACUUCAAAGUUCAUGUGUUUUUGAUUUCAAAUCUGUUACCAUGUACUUAAUAAGUCUGUUAUUUAUCAGUUCGCAUGUUCUGACACUGUAAUGUCAUCACAAAGAUCACACAAACAUAUAAUGUGGUAUUUGUGAUCAAUCACUUUUGUUGAUUUUUAUGGCACCAUUCAUCAGCCCUGUAUAGAGUGACACUUCCAGAUUGGCAACCCCACUGCACCCCGUAGAACAUUUGGAGUUUGGGACUGGAGCACAAAGUGGAUGGCACUCUGAGAAGGACAGACUUGUAAGACGUGAACAAAGCCAGCUGCCCUCCCUGGUCUGUCUUCAUUCAGAAGGACUCACCUGAGUGGUGGGAUUGUUCUGCGGCGCUCCUGUUGGCCGACAUUUCAUCAGCUUACUUUCUGCGUUUCAUUUGAUAACCAGCAGAGUUAAUCAAAGAUGAGUCAGGCCUGUGUGAAAAAUGUGAACAUUCUUGACAUUUUGUUUUGCUUCUUUACUUUGAGUUCUUGGAGGCCUUGUACAUUAGAGAUUAUUAAUACAUGAGAAUUUGGUGUUAAUAAUGAAUUGACAAUUAAUAAACUGUUUUUAUUGCUAAA